This is a messenger RNA of Amoebophrya sp. A120, 685 nucleotides long. The record is from the annotation of a GenBank genome assembly. NCBI's taxonomy places the organism in Eukaryota, Dinophyceae, Syndiniales, Amoebophryaceae.
UCGGAAAACAAAGCAUGCUGACACGUUGAAGCAAGCUGUGCAAUCUGAAUCGCAAUCCACCCACGCGAACAAGGUCGAAGCGUCUGUUGCGGCCGAAAACAGCAAGCAGGAAGAUGUUGAUGACCAAAGGAUAUCCUGUGCAAAAGUAUCGUAUUAGUAUUGCAAUCAUGCAUUACAAUAAAUCUUUUUGUUAAGUCAACUCCGCAUUACAAAUUUUAUUUCUCAUCCUGAGGAAAGUUGUAAUGCUAAUGCCCUUAACCUUAUACGAGUACACUACUUUUGCAAUGCAUAAAGGAACUCCACUGCCAACUCUGAGCCGGCGUCGAAGAAGCCGAAGAUGACAACCCCCAGCCUAUAUCAAAUGCAAAAGUGUCUGGGUCUGGAAGAUUGCAACUUGUGAUGCUGUCUCUGCAUUCUAAAAAAAUCUGUAUUGCAUGAACAGCAAGAGGGGUCCAAUUUGUGCUACAUGGAAAGGGUAUUUCUCAUGCGGGAUAGGCAUCAGAAAGCCGACUAGAAAUCUUUGAUGCCAGGUUAUGCAUUACAGACGUGAUAUGUCAUCGUAAAAUCUGCAUGACAAGUCUAGCACUCUUCCAGACCCAGACAUUUUUACAUUUGAUAGCCCAGAUCCAAAAAUAAAAGGUUCUGCCAUGAGGACCUCCUUGGGUGGAGCGGGUGGAAAGGGGAG